This is a messenger RNA of Bursaphelenchus xylophilus (pine wood nematode), 2993 nucleotides long. Lineage: Eukaryota; Metazoa; Nematoda; Chromadorea; Rhabditida; Aphelenchoididae. The record is from the annotation of a GenBank genome assembly.
AUGUGCCUCCUCCUGGACGAAACCCUGCUCUGGAAGAUCGCCCAGUUCAUCCAAGAAACCGGAACUGCUGAAUCGGUGAAGCCAAAAACCCUAAUCCAGCCUCCAAACAUUGAACCGGCCAGCAUUUCCGAUUCCCACGCCCCCACGAGAAGAUGUUAUUUUGGAACGUUGGAGCUGGAAAUUGGAAAUCUAGCCCUAACUGUGCUUACUGUAGCCAAAAACGGCCUCCCCAGAGACCUAAGGACCCUCAAGGAGCAGUUCAAUGUGAAGCUGGUGAGCUUCGAGAACGCCCUAGUCUCACUGCCCGCCUUCCGCCAACUUCACUACUUUGAGACGCUCAAUUUUUUGGUCGAAUCACUCAGCAAGUUCUACAUGGCCGAGUUCCAAAAGCAGACGAUGAAAGUGAUCGUCACCAUGGACGCGUUCGGUAACCCGCAGGGCCUCGCGUCCGACCUCAAAGAGAGCUUCCAAGGCCUCCUUUUCGAAGGAGAUGUCAGCGGAUUUGUCUCCGGCCUCGGCUACGGCGUUACGAACUCCAUUUCCAAGGUCGCCAGCUCCAUGGCGCAUGGUGUGGGGUCGUUGACGUUCGACGAACAGCAUGAACUGAUGAGGAGACGAAUGCUGCGAAGCCAGAGUCAACAGGACAACGCCACUCCACUCAGUCAUCUUUACGGCGGCGUCAAAGGCCUCGGAGUGGGCGUUUUCGGAGGGCUAACGGCGUUGGCGAAGAAUACGCUGACUGCAACGCAAGAGGAUGGCAUUUCGGUGGGUUGAGGAGGGGUUGGUGGGAAUUGAGAGGGUCUGGAAGAGAUUUGAGAGGGUUUGAGAGAGUUUCAGAGAGACAGGAGCGUCUGAAAUAAGUAUAGAGACGUCUAAAGGGAGCUUUAUGAUAAAAUUGAAAUUUCUGAAAUCGUGAAGCUCCGAUCUUCUUCAAAUUUUGCACGUUUGUCCUGUCUAGACCACGAAUCAAUCAUUGAAAAUUUAAGCUCAUGAUUUGCAACUGGCUCAGAGAUAUUCAACGAUCUUUGCCGAAAAAAUCAAAUUUCUCAAGGCUUAAAGUGCAGAUCACCUUCAAAUAAUUAUAGAGACGUCUUAAAGGAGCUUUAUGAUAAAAGUGAAAUUUCUGGAAGAGUAAGGCUUGGAUCUUCUUUCAAUUUUGCACAUUUGUUUUGUCUACACCACAAAUCAAUCACUGAAAAUUUUAGCUUAUAGUUUGCAAGUGGCACCGAGAUAUUCAACGAUCUUUGCCAACAAUAGAGUAUGAAAAAUGAGGAGACGGAGAGAAAUGUUUUCGGCUAGAUCUUUACGAGCCUCACUGUGAAAAAGUUGAUUUUUUGGAACUGUCGGUAAGACGUUAGUAAAAAAUCAAUUUUUUCACAGUGAGUUUGUAUAGAUAUAGCGGAAAUUAUUUCUCUUUGAUCACGUCUCCUCAUACUCUGUCGUCGGCAAAGAUCGUUGAAUAUCUCAGCGCCACUUGCAAAUCAUGAGCUAAAAUUUUCAGUGAUUGAAUUGUAGCAAAGGUGGAACAAAUGUGCAAAAUUGGAGGAAGAUCCGAGCUUUACCCUUCCAGAAAUUUCACUUUUAUCAUAAAGCUCCUUUUAGACGUCUCUAUGAUUAUUUGACAGUGAUCUGCGCGUUGAGCUUUCAGAAAUUUGAUUUUUUUACAGAAAAUUGUUGUUUUUUGCGGCUAAAAUUGAAUUCGCGAAUUUUUUCGAAGUUUUAAAGUUGUUUAUAGAAGGUUUUGUGUGUAUUGUAGGCUUUUGUGUGUAUUGUUUUAUGAAGCCAUUUACCAAUUUCAAUAAGGUUUGAUUUUUCAGGGCAUUUUCCGCGGAGUGACGACUGGCGCUGUGGACACGGUAACCAAGCCGAUUCAAGGUGUCUUUGACUUCCUUGAGGGCUCCGCCUCGGCGCUGAAGGAAGUGGUGGGAGGCCCAUUGGUGAGGAAGUCCCACUUCCCGGAACGGAGGAUCCGAUUGCCGAGGGUCUGCACCAAUCUUCAGUCAUUACUACCCUGCUAUGAUGAUCAAUUGGCUGAAGCGCAGCAGGAAUUGCUGAGAAUUACUGGCUAUUCGACCAAUGAAAUGUAAGAAGGGAGUGUUUGAAGGGGGUUUGGGGAGAUAUUGAAGCUGGAAUUUUUAUUUUUUUUGGGGGAGUUUUUGAGAAAAUAUUGUGUUUUGGUAGAAUUUUUUUGUUUGGCCCUUGAUUUUGUAUUGUAUUUUGUGCCUCUGUGUCAAUUAUUACACGUGGAUUUUGUGGAUGCCUUUUUGAAGGCCAUUGCGGAUAAGUUUUUGAUGAAAAAUUUCGAAAUUUUUUGUCAUGGAUAAUAUCAUUUUUGAUUUUUUUGACUUUAUUUUGCAUUAUGAAUGAUUUUUCAGCCUAUUGAAUGUUGUAAUAUUCUUCUCCCGAAUAUGGCAAGGCGAGAAAGAGGUGCAGAAGGCCCUCAUUUGCUCGGAACAAUGCUACAUUCUCAGGCAACGGAACGACCAACCGAAUACGGUCACUCAGCGAAUUGUUUACCGAUUAUUGAAGAAUGUCCAACCCACUACGGUUCAGCAAUCGGGUCUAGUGAAAGUUGGUGAGUCAUUUUGAGGUUUUUGGGUCUAAAAGUGGAGGGUAAAAAAUGUGUCAAAAGGUAUCCAUGUGGAUUUUUGGGUAGUAAUAACUUAUUAUGCGGCUUAAAUGAGCGGUUUUUGACGUUAUUAGAGAAGAUUUGUGGGAUACCUUUUGAGAGAAAAAAAUGGGAUCAUGGAUACUUUUUGAGGUUUUUUGCGAUUUGAAAGGAUUUUUAUGGGACUAAGAGAAAAAAAAUGAUUUUUUUUUGAGUUUCAGAAAUCACCUACGAAGACAAGCAACGCCGAAAUUCCCCGUCACAUAUCUACUGCUCGGACCGAGAAGUGGCCCGCCAGCUGGCCGACCGAAUCCUCCAGGCCAAACAACGCUACGACCAUUCGAAACGCACCCUCACCGUCCUCGAAGACGUGGAUUCCCUCUAG